ACAGACACCGGCCCUGCCAGGCUUUCCCCUUCCCCGAGGGCCACGGAGGUGCCCAGGCGAGAGGCAGGGGCUGCUGGUGAGGAGGGAGAGGACCCGGCAAGUGGGCUGUGUCACACGGAGGAGCCCUUCCUCUGCCCGCGAGCCCUUGGCUCCCUCUUCCCCUGUGAGGGUUUGGAGCUGGAGUCCCCUGCGCUUGAUGCAGGCCAGGACACAGACCUGCUGGCACCGUCGCCUGCAGGGGAGUUACUCGAUGAACCCCUCCAAGACACCUCCGCUGUGCUGGAGGGACCGGCCGCUUCGGAGAAUGGCGUGGGGGACCUGGAGGAGGGCGUGGCCACCAGCUCGGAUGCUGGCCUGUUUCCCACCUCUGCUUCUGCGCCGUGCUCCUGCCCUGACAUCCAGAUCGACCCGGCAGUUGAGAAGGAAGAGGAAAGCCCAACUGUCCCCAAGAAGUCCUCCUCGCAGAGGCCCUCCAGCUUGGGAAAAGAUCUAGGGACAGCAGAGGGCCCGCCACAAAGCCCCCCAGACCCUGGGCAGACUCUGCCCCUGCUCUCAUCCUCCCCAACAGCUUCCAUCAGCGCCUUCAGCUUUGAGCCUCUCAGCAGCCCUGACGGGCCGGUCGUCAUCCAGAACCUGCGGAUAACUGGGACUAUCACUGCCCGAGAGCACAGCGGGACUGGCUUCCACCCCUACACCCUGUACACCAUCAAGUAUGAGACAGCCUUGGAGAGCGAGAGCACAGGCAGCCUUCAGCAAAUGGCUUACCACACCGUGAACCGCCGUUACCGGGAGUUCCUCAACCUCCAGACCAGGCUGGAGGAGAAACCAGAGCUCCGCAAGUUCCUGAAAAAUAUCAAAGGCCCAAAGAAACUGUUCCCUGAUCUCCCAUUUGGAAAUAUGGACAGCGAUAAAGUGGAAGCCAGAAAAAGUCUGUUAGAACCUUUCUUGAAGCAAUUGUGUGCGGUCCCUGAGAUUGCAAACAGUGAGGAGGUUCAGGAGUUCCUCGCCCUGAACACCGACGCCAGGAUCGCGUUCGUCAAGAAGCCCUUCGUUGUCUCCAGGAUAGACAAGAUUGUUGUCAAUGCUAUUGUGGACACCUUGAAGACGGCAUUCCCCAGGUCAGAGCCCCAGAGCCCCACGGAGGAUCUUAGCGAGUCUGAAGUGGAUGGGAAAUCUCAGACAGACGGGAAGAAGGCGAACAAGUCCAGGCUGCGGUUCUCAUCCAGUAAAAUUACUCCAGUGCUGAGUGCGAGUGAAGCACAUGACAGGAUCAUGUACUCUGUCAGGGAGGGCAGCGCUGUCUCUGGCACCCUGUCGCUGGCUGCUAUGGAGUCCUUCAUCCAGAAGCAGGAGAAGCUGCUGGAAGCGGUCCGCAGCAAAGCUCCCGAAGACGAGGGAGGCAGAGAAGCUAAGGAAAGCUCCAUGCAGGAAGAUAUGGACAGGCUGGGCACAUCGGAGCGGGAGGCACACUCUGAGACAGCUUUGGCUGACCUGGCUCUGGACGUGCUUCGUCUACUGCUGAUGGAUCACUGGAGCUGGCUGUGCACGGAGAACAUCCAGAAGGUCUUCCACCUGUUCUUUGGGACCCUCGUUCAAAGGUGGCUGGAAGUCCAGGUGGUUAACCUGACCUGCACGCAGCGUUGGGUCCAGUACCUCCAGUUGCUGCAAGAAUCCAUCUGGCCUGGAGGAGUUUUACCAGCAGUGCCUAAACCAGCCAGGACAGAGGAACAGAAGAAAGCAGCAGCAGAGCAGGCCCUGCAGAGCUUGAUGGGGAUCUUGCCUAAUGCGAUCCAAGAAAUUCUUGGAACCAGUAAAUGUCGGAUGAGCUGGAACCUGGUGCUGGAGUCCCUGGGCCAGCCCAUGAUAAACAGGCACCUGGUUUUCUGCCUCUUGGACAUUCUGCUGGAGUUCUUGGUUCUGAAGAGCUCCAGCGAUGAGCUUGAGACCGCAGCUGUUGCGCCGUCUGCCUCUAGAGGCCUGGACAGAGCAGGCAUUUCAGCACACUAAGCAGGGCUGGUGUAGCCGGCAGUGGAGGAGAGAAGCAGCCACAGGCAUGGGAUGAUUUGGUUUUUCAGUGUUUACUGAACAUGUCUGGGAGCUUCUUGUAAAGAAUUUUUCCAGCCAGCGCUAAACGAGGCUGCUUCCAGGCUUCUCUGUUUUGGCUGGG
This is a messenger RNA of Cariama cristata (Red-legged seriema), 2167 nucleotides long. RefSeq names its product sorting nexin 19 (gene SNX19). The annotation marks the transcript as partial. Lineage: Eukaryota; Metazoa; Chordata; Aves; Cariamiformes; Cariamidae. The record is from RefSeq and is a predicted model, not a curated record. Gene Ontology annotation, cellular component: early endosome membrane; intracellular membrane-bounded organelle. Gene Ontology annotation, molecular function: phosphatidylinositol binding. The transcript has 11 exons.